AUGGAAACUUUUGAGCUAGGUUGCAUGGAGAUAGCGAGAGCAUUAGGGAUACGCCAAGGGCAGGAGGGUAAUGAAGACGUGAAGAUCCUAGUACGGCAACGUCUACGCGAAAGUACGGCAGGAAAGUGGUUGCUAAUCGUCGACAACGCUGACGACCUUGACUUACUUCUUGGAACCCAUCAAACAGACGGCUUGCUGGCCUUUCUGCCGGAAAGCGAUGAUGGCCUGACGAUAUUCACGACUCGACAUGGAGCCGUAGCGCAAUACCUGACGGGCAGCGACGUGGUUGAGAUGGGGAAGAUGACGGGACAGGAGACCGCGGAGUUGUUAGAGAAAUCGUUAAUUCGAAAAUGCCCUUCCUACGACUACGAGGCCGUGAUGAAUCUUCUCGACGAGCUAGAAUAUCUCCCAUUGGCUAUUACUCAGGCGGCAGCAUAUAUUAACACCAAUAAAAGCUCCAUAUCCGAGUAUUUACGGCUACUCAAGAAGACAGAGCAGGACGCUGUUGCGAUUAUGAGCACGGAUUUUGGGGACAACACACGAUACCCGAACUUGACAAAUGCAGUCGCGAAGACAUGGAUGAUAACCAUCAACAAGAUCCUCGAAUGCGAUACAUUAGCGGCAGAUCUCCUCGCAUUUAUAUCUUGCAUCGAAUGGAGAGCAAUCCCAUUCCCCAUUUUACCAGCAUCUUACCCCGAAGCCCGGUUGGUAAGUGCCGUUGGUACACUCUGCUCCUUCUCGUUUCUGGAGAGGAGAUACGAGGACGAUAAGCUCGACAUGCAUAGACUAGUCCACUUGGCGACCAGAAUAUGGGUUAAGCAAAGCGGCCGUGAAGUAGAGACAAGAACAGCCGCAUGGCAACACCUCUGCAAAGUAUUUCCCUCCGGUGAUUACGCUAAGCGUGAGAUCUGGCGGGAUUACCUACCGCAUGUGGCCCGCAUCGAGAAGGAUCAGCAAUGCCAAGGUACACAAGAACGGAGCGAGCUAUGUUUGAAGGUCGGGCGGUGCCUAUACGUUGAUGGGCGGAUAAAAGAAGCUAUUCUCUGGCUGAAGGAAUCUUGCGAGUGGAGGAAUAGAAAUCUUGCUCCAGAUAACGUGGAUCGGCUGUUCUCGCAACACGUGCUCGCUGUAGCAUAUCAAGCAAACGGGCAAGUUAAGGAGGCAAUCAAGAUACUAGAGCGUGUUGUCGCGAUACAAGCGGAAGUACUCGCAGAAGACCAUCCCGAUCGACUAGCGUCGCAACACACUCUCGCUAUAGCAUAUCGAGCAAACGGGCAAGUUAAGGAGGCAAUCAAGAUACUAGAGCGUGUUAUCGCGAUACAAGCGGAAGUACUCGCAGAAGACCAUCCCGAUCGACUAGCGUCGCAACACUCUCUCGCUCGAGCAUAUCAAGCAAACGGACAAGUCAAGGAGGCAGUCAAGCUGCUAGAGCGCGUUGUUGCGAUACAAGCGGAAGUGCUCGCAGAAGACCAUCCCGAUCGAUUAGUCUCGGAGAAGCUCCUUGCCACUUUCCAUGAGGACCAGCUAAAUGGAUCUGAAACAAGGCAGGCAUCUGCAUCGUCUAGUGAGAAUCUCGUGGCUAAUGGUCAAGACAGGUGUCCGUUCAACCAAGCACCUGACCUUCCGCAAGCAAUAUCCGGUAACAGCGUCCCAUUUGAUACGACGCCAGAUGAUUUUCAGAAGAUCAGGCACCGAAGUCCAGCAGCACUUUCACAAGAAGACUUCUCGCGCGGCGGUUAA
Molecule: messenger RNA, 1740 nt
Organism: Penicillium cataractarum
Lineage: Eukaryota; Fungi; Ascomycota; Eurotiomycetes; Eurotiales; Aspergillaceae
Product: TPR repeat protein
Exons: 1
Coding region: 1-1740 (579 amino acids)
Molecular function (GO): protein binding
Source: RefSeq, a predicted model, not a curated record